Molecule: messenger RNA, 2884 nt
Organism: Sarcophilus harrisii (Tasmanian devil)
Lineage: Eukaryota; Metazoa; Chordata; Mammalia; Dasyuromorphia; Dasyuridae
Gene: AP4B1
Product: adaptor related protein complex 4 subunit beta 1
Exons: 11
Coding region: 619-2835 (738 amino acids)
Biological process (GO): intracellular protein transport; vesicle-mediated transport
Cellular component (GO): membrane coat; clathrin adaptor complex
Molecular function (GO): clathrin binding
Source: RefSeq, a predicted model, not a curated record
CGGAGAAUGGACAAACAUCCGGUCGCGGGGCUCGAGGCGGCUCCUGACAGGAGAGGGCGGGGAUUCCUGUUGACUGGAAAAUUUGGGCCAAGAAUGGAAGCGCCUCGAGGGCGUUUCAUUCCCGUUCCCGCCAUUACCAAAGGCUCGUUGAAUGAAUCACUGCCCGUUCCCAGAGACUGAGGCCCCGCCUUGUUGCCAGAAAACAGUAGUUUUCUCGUCUGUAAAAUAAGCAGUUUGUUCCAGAGGCUUCUAGUAAGCGCCUGCCUGGUGUCAGCGGAGGGAGUCGGUCCGGCCCUGCCUCUCAGACUGCGGCCGGCUCUCCCGCGCAGGAGCAUGGAACUGAACGCGGGCGUCCCGGAAUCAUGAUCACCUACCAGUGAAUGGCCGAUUGGCGUUUUGUUUUCUGUUUUAUUCCUGGGAUCGGGUCCCUUCCUUGGGUGAAAAGGGGCAGCAAGUGGCAAAACGCUCAAGAAACCCGAGUAUUCCCAAGGCCUCUUAGAGCUUUCUCUUUGAGACCCGGGAGCCUCCCCGCUCAGUCCCGUCCCCCAAAGGUCUUUCCUUUCUCCUGCAGGUUGCUCUCGGGGACUACCGGAACCGCCUCGGAGGGAGCCCGGAGAAAUGCCGUACCUGGGCUCGGAGGAUGUGGUGAAGGAACUGAAGAAAGCUCUGUGUAACCCUCACAUUCAGGCGGACAGGCCUCGCUAUCGCAACGUCAUCCAGAGGGUGAUCAGGCAUAUGACUCAAGGGGUGGAUAUGUCCAGUAUCUUCAUGGAAAUGGUGAAAGCCAGCGCUACUGUGGACAUUGUGCAGAAGAAGCUAGUGUAUUUGUACAUGUGCACAUAUGCCCCCCUGAAACCGGACCUUGCCCUCCUGGCCAUCAAUACACUAUGCAAGGACUGCUCAGACCCCAACCCCAUGGUCCGAGGAUUGGCACUACGGAGCAUGUGUGGCCUCAGGAUGCCUGGAGUGCAAGAGUAUAUCCAGCAACCUAUUCUGAAUGGCCUUCGGGAUAAAGCCUCCUAUGUCAGAAGGGUGGCAGUUCUUGGCUGUGCAAAAAUGUAUAAUCUCCAUGGAGACUCUGAAGUGGAUGGUGCCCUAGUGAACGAAUUGUAUAGUCUCCUGCGGGACCAGGAUCCCAUUGUGGUGGUGAAUUGCCUGAGAGCUCUAGAAGAGAUUUUGAAACACGAGGGAGGCGUUGUUAUCAAUAAACCCAUUGCUCACCAUCUCUUAAAUCGAAUGCCAGACCUGGACCAGUGGGGUCAGGCUGAGGUGUUGGGCUUCCUUUUACGCUACCAACCCCGAAGUGAGGAGGAACUCUUUGCCAUUCUCAAUUUGUUGGACAGUUCUCUUCAGAGCAGCAGCCCAGCUGUAGUGAUGGCAGCCACCAAACUUUUCCUUGUUUUGGCAAAAGAAUUCCCCCACGUGCAGACAGAUGUUCUUGUUAGGGUCAAGGGGCCCUUGCUGACAGCCUGCUCCUCCGAGAGCAGGGAGCUCUGCUUUGCUGCUCUCUGCCACGUGCGACGGAUCUUGCGUAGUCUGCCUGGCCACUUCAGCAGCCACUACAAAAAGUUCUUCUGCUCCUACUCAGAGCCACAUUACAUCAAACUGCAGAAGGUGGAAGUACUGUGUGAGCUGGUGAAUGAUGAGAAUGUCCAGCAGGUGCUGGAGGAGCUUCGGGAUUACUGCACCGAUGUGUCGGCUGAUCUGGCACAGGCUGCCAUCUUUGCCAUAGGUGGCAUUGCCAGGACCUACACAGAUCAGUGUGUUCAGAUCCUAACAGAGCUGCUGGUGCUCAGGCAGGAGCACAUCACCUCAGCUGUGGUGCAGACUUUCCGAAACUUGGUUUGGCUUUGUCCACAGUGCACUGAGGCUGUGUGUCGGGCCCUACCUGGCUGUGAGGAGAACAUCCAGGAUAGUGAGGGAAAACAGGCCCUGAUCUGGCUCCUCGGAGUGCAUGGGGAGACAAUCCCAAAUGCUCCAUAUGUAUUGGAGGACUUUGUGGAAAGCGUGAAGGCAGAGACGUUUCCAGCAGUAAAGAUGGAGUUACUGACCGCACUGCUGCGCCUCUUUCUCUCCCGGCCUGCUGAGUGCCAGGACAUGCUGGGGCGCCUGCUGUACUACUGCAUAGAGGAAGAAAAGGAUAUGGCCGUCAGAGACCGAGGACUCUUCUACUAUCGCCUUCUCUUAACUGGCAUCGAUGAGGUGAAGCGAAUCCUUUGUAGCCCCAAGUCUGAUCCUUCUCUUGGGCUCCUGGAAGACCAAGCAGAAAGGCCUGUAAGCAGCUGGGUCUCUGAGUUCAACACUUUAGUGCCCAUGUACAGCAAAGCCUGCUGGGCGGCUAUCUCUUCACUUCAGGUGUCAGAGUCCCGGGGCCUUGAGGCCAUGGGCACUGGAGUCCUUUCUACAUCAGGAUCCUUAGUUUCGGAGAACAAAGAGGAACUUCAGCCUCUUUCUGACUCUGGAUCUUUCCUCCUGGUUCCUAAUGGCCAGCUGACUGCUGAGCAGUUUGAGAAAACUUGGCUAAGCCUGGAAGUGGCCCACCAAGAAGUUUUACCUUGGCAAGGAGUAGCCCAUCCUGACACCAUCCAGACAGCUCUGCAGAUGGUGAACAUCCAGCCCAUUGCCCUGAGCAAGGCUGGUGUCCAGCCCUGGAAGGCCUACCUCAGUGCGCAGGAUGGGGCAGGCUGCCUUUUCCUUACCGAGUUGUUAUUAGAUCCUGAGCACUCACAAGUGCACCUUUCAGUGAAGCAAAGCCAGGACAAGACAGAGGCCCUGAACAGCUUUAUUUCUGUAUUAAAAACUGUAAUUGGGACAAUUGUGGACAUAAAAUCUUGAUAGAAUCUUGCUACCUUUGUAAAGAGGCAUAAAUAAUGAUCCAAGUUCA